Molecule: messenger RNA, 411 nt
Organism: Dibothriocephalus latus
Lineage: Eukaryota; Metazoa; Platyhelminthes; Cestoda; Diphyllobothriidea; Diphyllobothriidae
Source: the annotation of a GenBank genome assembly
AUGGCUCGCACCAAGCAAACUGCAAGAAAAUCAACCGGAGGGAAGGCUCCUCGUAAACAGUUGGCUACGAAGGCCGCGCGUAAAUCGGCGCCGUCUACCGGUGGAGUUAAAAAGCCCCAUCGCUACAGGCCCGGUACAGUCGCCUUGCGAGAAAUUCGUCGAUACCAGAAGUCGACCGAGCUCCUGAUCAGAAAGCUUCCUUUCCAACGCCUUGUCCGUGAGAUUGCACAGGACUUCAAAACCGAUCUUCGUUUCCAGAGCGCUGCUGUGGGUGCCCUACAGGAGGCUUCAGAAGCUUAUCUAGUCGGUCUUUUCGAGGAUACUAACUUGUGCGCAAUUCAUGCCAAGCGGGUGACUAUUAUGCCGAAGGACAUCCAGCUGGCCCGCAGAAUUCGUGGCGAGAGGGCGUAA